AUGGAGAGACCGUCUUUGCCUUCACACCAUGAACUGAGGAAGAAAAUUUCCAACCGAACCACUGUGACAGAGUUCCUUCUGCUUGAAUUCUCUUAUGUUCGGGAGUUGCAGAUUCUGCACUUUGUGGUGUUUCUGGUGGUUUACCUGGCAGCUCUGGUGGGGAACCUUCUCAUCAUCACCACGGUGGCAAUUGACCACCGUCUUCACACCCCCAUGUACUUCUUCCUGGCAAAUCUGUCCAUCCUCGACCUCGGCUCCAUCUCUGUCACCGUCCCCAAAUCCAUGGCCAACUCCCUCCUGGGCACCAGGUCGAUUUCCUACUCUGGAUGCAUCGUCCAAGUCUUCCUCUUCAUGUUCCUACUCCCAGCCGAUCUUGCCUUACUCACCGUCAUGGCCUAUGACCGGUAUGUGGCCAUCUGCCACCCUCUACACUACGAGCGCGUGAUGAACCGGAGAGCCUGCGUCCACAUGGCUGCUGGCGCCUGGAUGAGCUGUGUUGUCUACUCAGCCCUGCAUACUGGGAACACGUUCACAUUAACCUUUUGUGACAACAAUGUGGUGGAUCAGUUCUUCUGCGAAAUCCCCCAGCUCCUGAAGCUCAUCUGCUCCGGCUCCUACCUCAAUGAAGUGGGGGUUAUUGCAUUUGGUGCCUGUGUAGCCUUCAGUUGCUUUGUUUUCAUCAUCGUGUCAUAUGUUCAGAUCUUCAAAGCAGUGCUGAGAAUGCCCUCGGAGCAGGGCCGGCACAAAGCCUUCUCCACCUGCCUCCCCCACCUCGCUGUGGUCUCAUUGUUCCUUUGCACUACGUCCUUUGCCUACCUGAAACCCUCUUCCAAGUCAACCUCCAUUCUGGAUCUUGUGUCCGCUGUUCUCUAUUCUGUGGUGCCACCGGUCAUGAAUCCGGUCAUCUACAGCAUGAGGAAUAAAGAGAUUAAAGACGCUUUGAGGAAGCUGAUGUGGUGGAGGCUGUUCACCAAGAAGAAAAGGACCGUCUGUCUCCCUUGA
Pelodiscus sinensis (Chinese soft-shelled turtle) is the source of this 1002-nucleotide messenger RNA. RefSeq names its product olfactory receptor 14I1-like. NCBI's taxonomy places the organism in Eukaryota, Metazoa, Chordata, Testudines, Trionychidae. Gene Ontology annotation, molecular function: olfactory receptor activity; G protein-coupled receptor activity. Gene Ontology annotation, biological process: G protein-coupled receptor signaling pathway. The record is from RefSeq and is a predicted model, not a curated record. Gene Ontology annotation, cellular component: membrane.